This is a messenger RNA of Cephus cinctus (wheat stem sawfly), 2975 nucleotides long. RefSeq names its product cytochrome P450 9e2. Gene Ontology annotation, molecular function: iron ion binding; heme binding; monooxygenase activity. NCBI's taxonomy places the organism in Eukaryota, Metazoa, Arthropoda, Insecta, Hymenoptera, Cephidae. The transcript has 2 exons. Bases 481 to 2955 code for a protein of 824 amino acids. The record is from RefSeq and is a predicted model, not a curated record.
UGCAGUUCAUGUAGGAUCAUUCUUUUCCAAAUCAUUGAGAGAAUAGCACGUUACAUGCAAUUGAGUAUACUGAGAUUUCAUAUGUCAAACAAUAGUAUUUGUUGAGAAUGGCUAUUUGUAUUAAAUCAAGUGUUGCUUCAUGUGCACGUGUAAUAUGAAAAAACGUUGAGCGAUAUCGUGUAAAUAAAGAUGAACUUAUCGUAGUUCAUGAAAUAGAUAAGAGGACUUAACCGACUAUAAAAAUAUACUAUAAAAAUGUUUUUAACUCUAUAUAAUGUUCAUCAGUCCUAUGUUAUCAUAACAUGCUUUGAAAAAAUAUAUUGAUAAUAUGAAAUUAUAGAUUACACGAAUCUACGUACAUAAGUAGGAGUUUGCUUCACUGUGCGGUCAGUCUCAAGUAAGCUGUGCUAUUCGGAAUAUAUGAAUAGUUGACAUUUAACACAAUUUUGUUUUCGUGCAACAAAGGAAAUUCGUACAAAAAUGUACACGUUCAUCGCAAGCUUUUCGGAAUGGUGGAAUGUAUGGACCGUCGGUAUAGUGACAGCAUUAGUUGCUUUUAUAUACGUGUACGUAAAACGACACCACAGUUAUUUCGAAAAGAUGGGAAUUCCUUAUUUGAAAUCUCACAUUCUAGUGGGCAAUCGUGGACCAGUGAUUUUAAGGAUAAGAUCGUUUAUAGAACAAUCAAAGCUGUUAUAUGAUUCAAUGCCAAAAGCAAAGUACGCAGGGAUGUAUGAUUUUACGUUACCAUCAAUAAUGAUACGGGAUCUUGAACUCAUCAAAGAAAUUGGAAUUAAACAUUUUGACAAUUUUGUGGAUCAUAAACCAUUGGCCAAUCCAGAACUCGAUCCACUUUUUGCAAAAAAUCUCUUUUCUUUACGCGGAAACAAAUGGCGAGAAAUGCGAGCUAUCUUGAGCCCCGCCUUUACGUCGAGCAAAAUGAAAAUGAUGUUUGAGCUGAUGUCCAACUGCGCCAACGAAUUCGCAGAUUUUGUGACAUCACAACGUGAUACAAACAUCGUGGAAAUCAGGGAUGCUUUUUCGAGAUAUACGAACGACAUAAUUGCAACAACAGCCUUUGGAAUAAGCGUAAAUUCUAUGAAGGAGCGCGACAAUGAAUUUUAUAAAAUGGGCAAGGACGCGACAACCUUUGGAUUUUUUAAAUCUAUGGUAUUCAUGAUAGGCCAGGUAAAUCCGAAAUUGACAAACUCAUUAAAAUUGAGAAUAAUUAAUCAACGGGUAUCAAACUUCUUCGAAGACAUCAUUACGUCAACUAUUGCUACGAGAAUCGCUCAGAAGAUUGAAAGACCAGAUAUGUUGCAAUUAUUGAUACAGGCCAAGGAAUCUGGAAAAGCUGCAGAUUUGACUAUUCAGGAUAUGACUGCGCAAGCAUUUAUAUUUUUCUUUGGCGGAUUCGAUACAGUAUCACUUGCCAUGUGCUUCACUGCUUAUGCAAUUGCUACUAAUCCUGAAGUUCAAGAGAAGCUGCAAAUGGAAAUUGAUCAAGUUCUUAAAAAAUCUAACGGCAAGAUAACUUACGACGAUCUGAAGGAAAUGCAAUAUCUCGAUGCAGUUUUUAAUGAGACACUGAGGAUGUAUUCGCCGAUAAGAUCGUUUAUAGAACAAUCAAAGCUGUUAUAUGAUUCAAUGCCAAAAGCAAAGUACGCAGGGAUGUAUGAUUUUACGUUACCAUCAAUAAUGAUACGGGACCUUGAACUCAUCAAAGAAAUUGGAAUUAAACAUUUUGACAAUUUUGUGGAUCAUAAACCAUUGGCCAAUCCAGAACUCGAUCCACUUUUUGCAAAAAAUCUCUUUUCUUUACGCGGGAACAAAUGGCGAGAAAUGCGAGCUAUCUUGAGCCCCGCCUUUACGUCGAGCAAAAUGAAAAUGAUGUUUGAGCUAAUGUCCAACUGCGCCAACGAAUUCGCAGAUUUUGUGACAACACAACGUGAUACAAACAUCGUGGAAAUCAGGGAUGCUUUUUCGAGAUAUACGAACGACAUAAUUGCAACAACAGCCUUUGGAAUAAGCGUAAAUUCUAUGAAGGAGCGCGACAAUGAAUUUUAUAAAAUGGGCAAGGACGCGACAACCUUUGGAUUUUUUAAAUCUAUGGUAUUCAUGAUAGGCCAGGUAAAUCCGAAAUUGACAAACUCAUUAAAAUUGAGAAUAAUUAAUCAACGGGUAUCAAACUUCUUCGAAGACAUCAUUACGUCAACUAUUGCUACGACAAUCGCUCAGAAGAUUGAAAGACCAGAUAUGUUGCAAUUAUUGAUACAGGCCAAGGAAUCUGGAAAAGCUGCAGAUUUGACUAUUCAGGAUAUGACUGCGCAAGCAUUUAUAUUUUUCUUUCGUGGAUUCGAUACAGUAUCACUUGCCAUGUGCUUCACUGCUUAUGCAAUUGCUACUAAUCCUGAAGUUCAAAAGAAGCUGCAAAUGGAAAUUGAUCAAGUUCUUAAAAAAUCUAACGGCAAGAUGACUUACGACGAUCUGAAGGAAAUGCAAUAUCUCGAUGCAGUUUUUAAUGAGACACUGAGGAUGUAUUCGCCAGUUGCGGAAUUAAACAGGGAGUGUACAAAAAGUGUUGAACUCCCUCCAGCUACACCAGGCGCGAAGCCAUGUACCGUAAAACCUGUCACUCAAAUAAUUAUUCCCGUUUAUGGCAUUCAUCAUGAUCCCCAAUACUUUCCCGAACCUGAUAAAUUCGAUCCUGAAAGAUUUUUAGACGGUAGUGAGAGAAUGACUCCUUCUGCAUAUUUGCCCUUUGGAAUUGGCCCAAGAAUUUGCAUUGGAAAUAGAUUCGCAAUAAUGGAAUGUAAAUUAGUCCUCUUUCAUUUAUUAAAGAAAUAUAAUUUUAGACCAUGCGAGAAAACAACUGUACCUAUGAAAUUUAGUACAAACAGUGUCCUGCCGGGCCCUGUGAAUGGCUUUUGGAUAAAAAUCGAAUCAAGAAAAUAAAUUAUAUUCGUAUAACUGUA